CUAUGUUUAGUAAACAGCAAAAAAGAUUAAUAAAUUCAUAAUUUCUCACUUCCUCCGUCUCAAAAAAUAAUUCAGCAAGCAGGCGUACCCUUUUUCUCUCUCUCACAUGUUCAUUCGGUGAUAAUCUUUAGAAAAUAAAAAAAAUUCCAGAUACAUUCAUCCAGACAUAUAUCCGUAUCCAAAUAUUUGUAUAUAUCUUCUUCUAUAUCUAUAUACAAAUACUUGGAAUUUACACACCCAAAUAUAGUAGUUUUAUAUGGGUCUCUCGUGAUCUGUGCGUGACUUUCUUGGUGGGUUUGGUGUUUACUUCAAUUAUUGAUCAUACCCAUCUUCCAAGAUCGAUUUUUUUACAUUAUAAAAGAUUCAUCUUUAACACUAAGAGUGUGUUUCAAGACUCCAGAUUCUAGGGCUUCUUCCAACUGUUUGUUUGUUUAUAUGGAGUGAAGUUUUGUGGAGUGUUGAUUGGAGAAAUUGCAGGUUAAAAAGCUGCUGCCUUUUGGGUCUUUUGACAAACAGAAGAAUUUGUAAUAGUAAAGGUUUGACUUUUGAAUUUGUCAACAAAUCAAUGGAGAACUACCUGUGACAUCAAUGGAUCCCCAAGCUUUUAUCAGAUUAUCGAUAGGUUCAUUGGGAUUACGGUAUCCAGAAAAGCCCGGAAUCCAUGUUCUUUCAUCACCAUGUACAUGCGAGAUUCGUCUUCGCGGUUUCCCAGCUCAAAUCGCAUCAAUCCCACUUUUAUCGUCACCCGAAGCCACACCAGACGCUCACAACAUCGCCUCAAGUUUCUAUCUCGAAAAGUCAGAUUUAAAAGCGUUACUUGCACCCGGGUGUUUCUAUACUCCUCAAGCAUGUUUAGAGGUGGUUGUGUUCACGGGUCGGAAGGGGUCCCACUGCGGGGUUGGGGUCAAACGCCAGCAGGUUGGGACGUUUAAAUUGGAUGUGGGUCCGGAAUGGGCUGAAGGAAAACCGGUGAUUCUUUUCAGUGGGUGGAUAGGUAUCGGGAAGAUGAAACAAGAAACGCGAAAGUUUGUUGCUGAGCUUCACUUACGGGUCAAGUUGGACCCUGACCCGCGAUAUGUUUUUCAGUUUGAAGAUGAAACGAAAUUGAGUCCUCAGAUUGUUCAGAUUCAAGGGAAUAUUAAGCAGCCGAUUUUCAGCUGCAAGUUUAGUCAAGAUAGGGUACCGCAGGCAGACCCAUUGAAUAACUACUGGUCAACUUCAGGUGACGGUUUAGACCAAGAAACCGAGAGAAGAGAAAGGAAGGGUUGGAAAGUCAAAAUACACGAUCUAUCAGGUUCAGCUGUGGCGGCAGCAUUUAUGACCACCCCUUUUGUCCCUUCAACCGGUUGUGACUACGUCGCGCGGUCAAACCCCGGCUCAUGGUUAAUAGUCCGACCCGAUGCUUUCCGACCCGAAAGCUGGCUUCCAUGGGGUAAACUCGAGGCUUGGCGUGAACGUGGCGGCACAAAAGACUCCAUUUUCAUCCGUUUCCAUCUUUUAUCCGACGGGCAAGAUGGCGGGGAGCUGUUAAUGUCGGAAAUCCUCAUAAAUGCGGAAAGAGGUGGCGAGUUUUUUAUAGAUACAGACCGCCAGGCGACCUCUAACUCGAACAUCCCGAGCCCACAGAGCAGCGGUGACUUUGCUGGGCUAAGUCCAGCUGCAGGCGGGUUCGUGAUGAGCUGUAGGGUUCAAGGAGAAGGGAAGAGGGGGAAGCCCAUGGUUCAACUUGCAAUGAGACAUGUGACCUGUGUGGAGGAUGCAGCUAUCUUCAUGGCGCUAGCCGUUGCAGUUGAUUUAAGCAUCGAGGCUUGUAAACUAUUUAGAAGACGGAUCAGGAGGGGAAGCCGCCAUUCAUGGUGAAGUUAAAAAGAAGGUUGAAAUUUAUGUUUCAAUGGGAUUAAAGAAGCUUACUAUAGUGUUCUUGUGUUUUACCCUCCUGAUUGUUGUAUGACAUAUACUAAUUCUAAACAUUUCGCCUGAUUAAUAUAAAAUCUGAGGCGCGGGUAAAGGUUUUAGUUGGUUC
Molecule: messenger RNA, 2023 nt
Organism: Helianthus annuus (common sunflower)
Lineage: Eukaryota; Viridiplantae; Streptophyta; Magnoliopsida; Asterales; Asteraceae
Exons: 3
Coding region: 589-1860 (423 amino acids)
Source: RefSeq, a predicted model, not a curated record